Schistosoma rodhaini is the source of this 1723-nucleotide messenger RNA. NCBI's taxonomy places the organism in Eukaryota, Metazoa, Platyhelminthes, Trematoda, Strigeidida, Schistosomatidae. The record is from the annotation of a GenBank genome assembly.
AUGAAGUUGACGGAUUCCACUAUCCGUACUUUUAAACCUGUGAAAUACUUUAAAGAAAAUUCAGACCGUAUCAAUUCCCUCAGCUAUUCAAGUAAUGGUGAGACGCUUAUUUCUAGCAGCGAUGAUGAUCAGAUGGUGACUUACGAUUGUUCUAGCGGAACACCUAAACGUACACUUAACAGCAAAAAGUAUGGAGUAAACUUAAUACAGUUCACUCACAGUCCGACUACUGCAAUUCACGCCUCUACAAAGAUUGAUGAUACAAUACGUUACCUUUCUUUGCAUGAUAACAAGUAUAUCAGGUACUUCCAAAGUCACACUAAAAGGGUCGUUUCUUUGUGUAUGUCACCUAUUGAUGACACCUUCUUGUCUGGUUCAAUGGACAGUACUAUUCGUUUGUGGGAUUUGAGGUCACCCAACUGCCAUGGUGUAAUGCAUGUUUCUGGUCGACCGACAGCCGCUUUUGAUCCAGAAGGAUUGAUAUUUGCAGCGGGAAUUAAUUCCGAAUCUGUCAAACUUUACGACCUACGAUCUUUUGAUAAAGGACCGUUUGCUACGUUCAAAUUGGGCAUGGAAACAAGUGGGUGCAUUUGGACCGGUUUACAAUUUUCCUCUGACGGAAAGGCUCUCUUAAUAACGACCAACGGAACUCAUAUUCGUCUGGUUGACGCAUUUAAAGGAUCCCAUCUGCAUACACUAACCAAAGUGAACUGUGAAAAAUGCAUCAUUCUAUGAUGUAUAAAAGACAUAUUUGAAAUUACAUCGACAUUAUUGGAGCCGUUUUAAAUAGAAAUGGCGUAUAAACCAGUAAAGUUACUACAGUCAAUCUCGUGAAAACCAAAAGAUUAAACCUUGAAAGAAAAGCGGAACAUUGCGUGAAAAAUACUUUGUUUCAGCUGAGAGAAACACUAAAUUAGAAAAAUUGGUCACCCUCCUCAUGUUUGUCUUCAUGAAGGUCAAAUAACUGUUGAACGCCAGCGUCAACGCACGUGGAAAACUGUGGUCACAUAUUGGACUGGGAAAAUGUUGUGGUUUUGAUUGAAGGAAAUAUAAAGAACAGAGAAUUUAUAGGUGCUUGGGAUUCGUGUCUGUCAGAAAUCAAUAAACAUAUUGAGAUUGAUCCGCUUUAUCAACCAAGAAGGAAAAUCAUGGAUGAAUACAGAAUCGAAAAUCAGGAUGAAGGGGGAGAUGAUCAAUAUGUAGAUAGCGACAGGAUAACGGUCAACAAUAAUCAACCAAGAUUAGUGCUAACAGAACAAGCUGGGAGUCAUAUGUGUAAAAAUUUCAAAAGUGCACUUAUAUCUGAAGAUUUGUGGAUGUUGUUCAGCGAAAUAGUGGAAUAAAUCAUUUAGCUCAGAGGAUGAAACUUCACCAAAAUCAUAUAUUAUAGUCGUAAAAUAAAACCGUUCUUUUCGUUUUCGAACAAAUAUUAAAAGUUACACAACAAUAAUCAUGCAUUCCUUUGUAUUGAUUUUCUUUCAUUUAAAAAAAUGAUAUUUUAUGUUUUAAAAAGAAGAAUGCUGAAAAACGUACCUCCGUUAAUGAAAGUAAAUAACACAACUGAUAAUCCAUAACAAAUAAAAAACACUUUGAUAAAAUUCCAUUAUGUCAAUUGAUACUGUGGUGUGGGUUACUUAUAUCCACAUAAGUAGCAUAUAACGGUGGUCGGGCAUUGAAUGUAUUUCGGCAGAAGAUCGAUAACGAAACGCAAUUGGUAUGAAAA